UUCUAGUUAUUAACUUAUACUGCAGGCACAGAAGUUUCCACGGACUUUUUCUGUCACACCAGCUACCUCCUCUACAAACAACGCCCUGAGAGAAACAAAUUAUGAAUCUUAGAACAGCUGCAAGAGGCUUUGUAGCUUUCCUUCUGUCAUUACCAGCAUUACAGAGUAAUGAUGACUGGGCAUAUACUUACCCAUCUAGUAAUAUCUGCGCUUUGAGAGGAUCAACAGUUGAAAUCCGCUGCAAUUAUAAAUACCCUUACACAACUACAGUGGAGAAAAUACUGUGGUUUACUACUAAACACAAUGAGCCAGUUGAUCUGAGAGAUGAUACAGACUACACAGGUCGUGUUGAAUACAGCUGUUUUAGGCACAGCUGUACCUGGAGCAGCUGUACUGGAACGUGUAAACUGAUAAUCAAAGACCUGAGACAGAGUGACUCUGCUGAAUACAAGUUUAGGAUUACAACAAACAAUGGAGGGGCAUUAAGUGAUCUCCCUGGAGUGAAGUUAUCUGUGACAGAUCACUGGAUGGAAGUGAUCAUUCUUCCUAGACCUACCAGUCAGAACUGGUUAGAGCUGGAAUGCCACAGAAUGUGUCAUUUAACUGGGUAUCGUACGUACAGUAUGUACAGUAACUGGUACAGGAAUGAAAUUCAACAACGACGUCAAGGAUCCUCCUACCGGUUCGACAUUAACUCUGAAUACAGGGUUUCAUGUGCUGCUACAGGUUUCAAACAUCUCCCCUCUCCAUCAGUGUACGCUCCAGAGGCCCCCUCAGUGGGAGGGACUCCCCCUGGUGUAAUAAAGGAGGGCAGUUCAGUGAAUCUGACCUGCACCAGCGAGGCCAACCCAGUAGCAAAGUACUCCUGGACCAAGGUUACUACAGGUCAUUCCCUCGGACACAGUGUCCAAGGACAACAGCUUUCCUUUCAUCCCAUCCAGUCUUCACACUCUGGACAAUAUCUCUGCAAAGCUGAGAAUGACCUAGGGAAAAUAAUAUCCUACCCAUUCUCUAUUGAUGUGAAAUUCCCCCUGGUGAAAUAAUGGAGGGAGGUUCAGUGACUCUGAGCUGCAGCAGUGAUGCCAACCCAGCAGCUGACUACACCUGGUUCAGGGACA
Gadus morhua (Atlantic cod) is the source of this 1118-nucleotide messenger RNA. RefSeq lists its product as uncharacterized. Lineage: Eukaryota; Metazoa; Chordata; Actinopteri; Gadiformes; Gadidae. The transcript is spliced from 6 exons. The record is from RefSeq and is a predicted model, not a curated record. Bases 102 to 1043 code for a protein of 313 amino acids.